Molecule: messenger RNA, 786 nt
Organism: Oppia nitens
Lineage: Eukaryota; Metazoa; Arthropoda; Arachnida; Sarcoptiformes; Oppiidae
Product: ATP-binding cassette subfamily G member 4-like
Exons: 1
Cellular component (GO): membrane
Molecular function (GO): ABC-type transporter activity
Source: RefSeq, a predicted model, not a curated record
UGUUGUUUUUAUGACUUUCAAUUUCAUUUUUUAACUGAAACAGGUUGGUACAGCACCGGCAGCUAUUAUUUGGCUAAAAAUAUAGUAGAACUACCAAUGUUUAUCGUAACCGUAACCAUAUAUGUAGUUAUUGUCUAUAAGAUUAAUCCRCAAAUUAACGAAACCAACCGUUUCGUAGGCUUUAUGUUAGUCAUGUUUGGCUGUGGAUUCUGUUCACAGGGUUUAGGCUUUCUCUGUGGUAUAUUGUUUCGAUCAGAUCUCAAGAUGGCACUGGUCUUCAACAUCUGUAUGGUUCUGGUAAAUCUGUUACUGUGCGGCUUUUAUGCAGCGCUCAGGGAUCUACCUGAUUGGGCACAAUCGUUGGCCCACAUAUCGUACGUCAAACAGUCAUUCGAGAUGAUCCUGUAUUUGGUUUACGGCUUCGAUAGGUGUCCGUCAGGCCUGACGUCGUCKAUACUCUACCAAAACGAUCUGCUCGACGAAAACAAGUUCUGGUGGAACGGACCCAUACUGGCCGUUCACGGGCUAACCCUACGUGUGCUCGGCUUUAUCAUAAUGAUGUUUAAGACCAACUCGUUUAGUCUGAGUUGGCUUUGCAGUGGUCGUAGUGAUGGAUCGAAAAAAUCUAAACGCGUUGAUAGUUCACUGUCGAUGAAGAUGAUGACCACACGCGUAGAUACCAUUCAGUCCAUCCAUGGUUCGCAAUACAUGUAGUUCCUCUCUAGUAAAUGUUGAUCACAUUAUCUGUGACUAUUGCAUAUGGGAACCGGUAGUAUACAUACUUGG